Messenger RNA from Symbiodinium sp. CCMP2592, 5334 nucleotides. Lineage: Eukaryota; Dinophyceae; Suessiales; Symbiodiniaceae. The record is from the annotation of a GenBank genome assembly.
AUGCGCCGUCUCUGGGUUCCACACCCGCAGCUGGUGUGGGCCCCGUGCUGGCUUCAUGACGUCAUCGACGGCAUUGCCACGUUUGCCACAGAAGACGGUGAGGCGUUUGAAGUCGGGACGGCGGGCAUCGACGAUCUGGAAGAAGUGCAGCCUCAACAGGUGAUUGGUAUCGACAAUGUCUGCCUAUUGGACACCGUCACCAAAGCGGCGUUGCUGCAGACAGUCAGGGCGAGGUUCAAGAAGCAAGUCAUCUACACGUGGGUCUCGCGCAUUCUCCUGGCAGUGAACCCGUUCCAGGCUCUGCCUCUCUACUCCUCGGAGAUGCUUGACAAGUACAGGUUCGCUUCCGAGCCACAGGCCCUGCCGCCGCACGUCUUCUGCAUUGCCGCAGAUGCAUUGUCGAACUUGCAGAUCUCUCGGAAAGACCAGGCGAUUGUCAUCAACGGAGAGUCGGGAGCAGGUAAGACGGAGUCUGCCAAGCUUGUCAUGUCCUACGUGGCCGAGGCUAUGAAGUCUGCCGAGACCCAGGAGCAACAGUCCCAAGGCUUCGAGGAGAAGGUUCUUCGUACCAAUCCCGUGAUGGAAGCUUUCGGGAAUGCGAUGACGGUGCGGAACAACAACUCGUCCAGGUUUGUAAAAUGGCUGAACUUCCAGCUAGAGGGCGACAGGCUCAUUGGGUGUCAGAUACAGCAAUACCUCCUGGAGGGAACACGGGUGUGCAGCGUCGGAAAGGGCGAGCGGACCUACCACGUGUUUUUCCAGAUGCUGCAGGCCCGUCGCUCGCCCUUGCUGGAGAAGUUGGAGCUGGAUGACCCAAGUGGCUACCGUUACACCAAAGCCGGGGAAUUCGCCGUGCCUGGCAUGGACGACCUCCUCGGCUUCGAGGAGCUUCGUGAGGCUUUUGCUCCGCUGGGGAUUGACGACACCAUGCAGGCAGAGCUCUUCCGAGUGCUCGCAGCGGUGCUGAACCUGGGUAACUGCACCUUCAAGUCCGAGUCCGAAGACAGGCUUGGAUUUGUCGAUGAAGCACCGGUCCAACGUGCUGCCAAGCUGCUGAGUUUGCCGGUGGAGGAUCUGAAGAAGUGCAUGCUCGUGCGCAAGAUUACCGUAGGGCGUGACGUCAUGGAGUCUCCACAGCGCCAAGAGCAGGCGAUCGCGAGCCGGGACAGUUUGAGCAAAUGUCUCUAUGUGCAGCUGUUCGCUUGGGCUGUGGAUACCAUCAACCGCACACUGUACGUCAACGAUUCGCCGAGGGCACAUGACAAGCAGAGGCAGUACCUGGGUAUCCUCGAUAUUGCCGGCUUCGAAUGCUUCGAUCAUAACUCCUUGGAGCAACUUCUGAUCAACCUAUGUAAUGAACAUCUCCAGCAGUUCUUCAACACCUUCGUCUUCCGGUCCGAGCUAGACGAUUACGAGAAGGAAGGCUUGAAGUUUCAGUGCGACGUGAGCUUCACUGACAAUGCUGACGUGCUUCAGCUUGUUGAUGGUCGCGGUGGUUUGCUGGAUAUGUUGGAUGAGGAGGUCGUGAUGCCGAAAGCCACUGAUGAAUCCUAUGUGUCCAAAGUGAAAUCAGGUCACUCAAAGCAUCAGUGUUUCGUGCUCCCAAAGAUCAACAGCCGAGUCAAGUUCGGAGUGAAGCACUUCGCAGGCGAAGUGACAUACAAUUGCGAGGGCUUUCUGCAAAAGAAUGCGGACAAGCCGCCGGACGACUUUAUGAAGCUGCUGUCAGUCUCAGAGCUUGACCUCCUGAAGCAACUGUCGAUGGAUCCUGGGCAGGAGGCUGCCGCGCCCGCGAAGGCCUCCAGCCGGAAGCCGAAGUCAACGUCAUCCAAGUUUCGUUCCUCUUUGCGGACCUUGGUUGGCAAGAUCAGCUCUUCGGAUCCACAUUUCAUCAGGUGCAUCAAGCCCAACUCUCAGAAGGUUCCUGGCCAGUUUGAUUCACGGAUGGUGCUGGAACAGCUGCUGUUCAGUGGAGUCUUGGAAGCAGUUCACAUCCGUCAGCAGGGCUAUGCUUCGCGGCUGUCGUAUGUCGACUUCUUGAGCAGGUAUGCCAGCCUGGCCGCGCCCAGUGCCCAUCAGGGGAAUGCGAGCGAACUGGCCAGUCACUUGAACGAGAAGUUGUCUCUGGACAUUGAAGUGGGCAAGACCAAAGUGUUCAUGAAGGCGAAUGCAGCCAACGCCCUGGAGAAGCAGCGGGGAUUGAAGCGCGCGCAGAUGGCCAUCAAGUUGCAAGCCAUCGUGCGAGCGAGGUUCGCCAGACAUCGCUUUACUGCAACACGACCUACGAUGAAGGCACUCAUGGACUGCUUGAGGCGGAUUGAUUGGGAUAGCCGCAAACCUGAAAAGGAUCAGCCCAUACCGCUGUUGGUGAAGCUGGGUGCAGACGCCAGGGCAUUCUCGGGAGACUUGGAGCAAGCCGAGAAAGCUCUGCCACAUCUACCCUGCUCGGACAGGCUGCGAUCCAUCUCCCAGGCUGCGUCGAGCCGCCUGGCGAAGGAACUGCAGUGCAUGGAGCAGCUGGAGGCUUUGGCAAAAAGCACAGACGCCGUGGAGAUCGAGAAAGCCUUAGCCAGAGCCACCUCCUUGCAGCUGCCACCGACGAGCUUGACACAGGAGCACCUUCCGCUCCGCUGCAAGGCGCUUCAGGUUCAAGUGCCGCUGGUGGAGGCCCUGCGCGCGGCAUCAGAUGAAAAGAAUCUGGAGUUACUCAUCCGCAUCAUUGAGGAGGUGAACAAGAAGGGAUUGAAGCUGGAUCCGACAGGGUGGCUACCCGAGCUUGCGGUCGGCGAAUUGCUCCGACAGGUGGAUGCGCAGCGCUUGAAGCACGAAGCGCAACAGAAACUAGAAGCGGAGACCAGGCAGAGGCAGCAGCAGCAGCAGCAGCAGGAGCAGGAGCAGCGGCAGCAGCAGCAGCAUCAGCAGCAACUUCAUGCCCAACCUGCACCAGCUGCAACCAUGCAGCCAGCCCAUGUGCGUGCAUCCAGCGCAGAAGGUGCAUCACCUGUGGGGCGUUUGCCCACCACACAGCAUGCAGCACCUCCACAAAGUGCAUCGCCUGGCCAAGCUGAUGCCAAGGGGUCUACCGGUGAUAGACGGCGCCGGCCGACGAUUACAGGAUUCAGCUCCUUUCAGCAGGCGCAGCUUCUUGCCAGCCUGCGAGCUGCUGCGGAGAACUUGGACUCAGCCGGGCCAGCCGGGUUGGAGCAGUUGCUCCAAGAGGCGACGCGCAACGGCAUCGAGGAGGCCGAGCUCAAGGAGUACCACAAGAAGAUGUGCGAUUUGCAGAACGAGGCCUUCCUUCGGCAGGCUGUGGAACAAGUUCUGGAGGAGGUCAAGGCAGAGUGUCCUCCACCAAAUGCACUGCAAAAGCUGCAGAACUUGUCACACCAACUGCGAGUGUUGCACGGCGAUGCCGAGCUCAUCAGAUCAGCAUCGCAAGCAGUGCAGCAGGGGACUCGGCGGCGAACCAAAAGCAUCGCCCCAGCUCGAGACGGCCGCCGGGCGAGUGCCUUCGAUGUGAAGAGCUCGGAGGAGCUGCGGGUGGCCUGCGAAGCCUUCAGCGACCUCAGCUCUUUCUCCAAGCUGAAGAACGAAGGCGCAUGGAAGGGCCAUCGAAGCAGCGUCCAGUUGGAGUUGGCUCCUUUCGCUGGGCAGAUGCUGGGCCAUUCGAAGGUGACGAUCGCAGAGUCGUUGACACACCUUCCAAAGUCGCGCGAGGCUGCGGCCAUUCAGACCUUCCGAAACAUUCUAGUAUGGAUGGGGGAUCGCCCAGCACAAGAGUGCCAGCGAAUCGCAAGCAGGGAGAGCGUCAUCAACACGGUUAGCUCAGAUCCUUUCAUGCGCGAUGAAACCUUCGUUCAGAUCUUGAAGCAGCUCAGUGGCAAUCCAUCAGCCCGCUCCGAGUGGCUGGGUUGGCAGCUGCUUUUGCAGCUGUGCCAUACCACACCACCAAGUGAUGAGCUGGAUGAUUUCGUGCGCUUCUUCUGCGCGCAGAAAACGAGUGCGGCGCCUUUGAGCUCUGGCGAUGCACGCGCCCUGGAGCUGGAAAGAAUUGCCCGAGAAUGCUUGGAGGCAUUGACGGCUGCAGCGCCCACCAAAGGCACAGAUGAUGAUACAUCUGGAGACAUGGUCGGUGUGCUGGUGUACUUAAUAGACGGCUCUUCUCAGAAUUUGUUCGUGCCGGUGGCAACGACUCUCAAAGAGAUGUCUUCCCUAAUGGGAAGCAGAGUCGGUGUGAAGCACUGGCGGGACUUUGCAUUCUUCCAAGCGACUGGCAAGGCUGAGUCGCUCAGGAUGCUUCCAGACAUCCUUCCCGUGUCGGAGCUGAUCAGCAUGUGGCAGAAGAUUCGCGAAGCUACUGGCUUGGCAGGCCACCUGCACUGGCGGCGGCGGUUUCUGCUACCUCAGGAGAUGCUCCAGGCAGGAGAUCUGCAUCACGCGGCUCUCACUUUUCGGCAGGCGGUGCGCAGCCACUUGCACCGGCCUGCUCCCUGUCAGGCUGGGGGCGAGGCUGAGGAGAUGAUGACGGCCGCCGCCCUUUUAUGGUUGGAGAGUUAUAACCCAUUGCAACAGAUCAAGGAUAACGACAGGCUUGUUCACGAGCUCCUGAAGGGGCAGAUGAGCGGCUUGAAACCGACGCAGCAAGAUGCUGUCAAGCAGCGCCUGCAAGCAAAGGUCAAGGACUUGCGAAAGGAGUAUGGGCCACGGGUUCCACAACUGCAGCGUAUGACGAGAGCUUUUGCCCUGAUGCGCUGCUUUCCGCAUUUUGGUACCCAGCACUGGCCGGCCAAAGGGAUCUCUGCAGCCAAAGUUUAUGCUGCGGGAACCAUGGCGGUAAGCAAUCCGCCAGAGAAGUAUUUGGCGCUGCACUUGCGCCAGACGGAGCCGGAGCUGUGGAUUUUCGUCGAUACCUUCGGCUUGCACCUGGCUCCGGCGCUGGCGAGUCACACAAAUGGGGCAGCGCUGUGGAGCUUUCUCUUCCAAGACACCACUUCAGCGUCUGGCGACAGCGAAGUCCAGGAUGACGCUGGUUCGAGCACGCCCUCAAGCGCGUUCCGCAGGAGAUCGCUCAGCGAGUUGGUAGCAUCCGAUGACGGUGCCACUACGCCGUCUGCCAGACGCAACCUUCGAUUACCCAAGCAAAGUGGGCGGUUGCUUCGAUGGGGUGCCAAGCCUGGUGCGCUGCAACUUGUAGUGCACAGUGCUGAUCUGGGGCGGUCGGCUCCAAAGCUGCCGCAGCUGGUAACCCUCGCGUGCCCGGACGCUUUGGAUGCCGCCUUUGUUGUACAUAGCGCGCUCUGCGAACUCCUGCAGCUGCCGACGACAUGUUCUUAA